AUGGGCAACCGCGACGAGACCAACGAUGCCAACAAUGUCAACGAUAACGGCAAGGACGACAUCGUCGAUGACAACGCCAACACCAAUGGCAAUAAGAGCAACGACGAUCACGAGAUAAACAACAAGGUCGCGUUGUUCAAUAUCCCACCAGAAAUUUUCCUCCCCAUCAUUGACAACCUGGGUCUGGGCGACCAAUUCAUCCUCUCACAGACAAGUCGCGCAUUACGGCAUGUGUUUUCUCGCGACUGGGUCCAAGAGAUGUCCCAGCUGGGCUUCAAGGAUAGUCUUAGGUUCUGGGCAGCAGUGGCCUCCCGCAAGCCAGAUCACUGGGCAUGUUCGCACUGUUGUAGACUGCAUCCUGUCGAUACCUCAGAUACGCCGAAUACGCCACGGGAUCCUCCUUGUUUUGCUGAAUAUGGCAUGGAAGAUGUGAGCAAGGGCUAUACACUCCAGGAGAGUCACGUCCAAAAUGCCUUGAAGCUCCACCGCCUAGGGAAUCAGCAUCAGGACUAUUUGGCCGGCCUCAUGCGCCCUUACUCGACUUUUUCUAAAAGGGAAUUCAUGUUUGAAAACGCUUUUACGGAAUCCUACACGCUAAACCCGAGGAUUAUUGACAACCGAUUCAUCAUACAGGAGGAGUGGAUCAUCCAAGAUGAAGACGAAGUCGAUAGGGCGCUCUCCCAGCAUGUCAAAAUCUACGCCUGCCCACACGUCGGUGUCUUCGAUGGAGGAUAUCUCCGCUCCAUAGAUUGGAAAAUGCAGGCCAGCGAGCUGCUUCGGCGGAUCAGACCGGGGGCCUUUGAAAUUACGAUCCUCGAGUCGAUGAUGCGACUCGCCGUAAAGGGACCAGGCUACAGCAUGUAUGAUUCCUGCCCACGCUGCCCGACGGACUACGAAGUGGUAGUCUCCGAGGAUCAACACACGGCGACGAUCCGGGCUUGGCAUGACUUUGGCGGAGAGGGAGCGCCUGUGGAUACUGGCUGGGAUGCACAUGUGCGGAGUCCUGGGCCCGACGACUGGAUGUAUCGGGGGUUUGCAAUGCGUGAGGAUGGAGGAAGGGUUCGGAGGUUGUGGUUGAGCAGUACUUCUUGA
Molecule: messenger RNA, 1092 nt
Organism: Trichoderma virens Gv29-8
Lineage: Eukaryota; Fungi; Ascomycota; Sordariomycetes; Hypocreales; Hypocreaceae
Exons: 1
Coding region: 1-1092 (363 amino acids)
Molecular function (GO): protein binding
Source: RefSeq, a predicted model, not a curated record